UCAUCCUCCAACCGAAUGUCCUUCUCUCCUCCUCCGUCCCAGACAGUGCUGAUCCACCAUCGACACCUUUUCUCGUCGCUCAAACGUGCUGGACAUCCAAAGUUAUCGGAGUCCAAUUCCCCAUCAUGGCUUCUCAAUUCACUGCCUGGCUGCGGAGCCCUGCGGCGCGAGAGUACUUUUUUUCGACACACUUCUGGGGCCCAGUCGCAAACUGGGGUUUGCCGCUCGCAGCACUUGCGGAUCUCAAGAAGGAUGAAGAGAUCAUCUCAGGGUCCAUGACCACCGCUAUGGCGCUGUACUCCACGGUAUUCAUGCGCUUUGCAUGGAGAGUACAACCGCGGAAUUACCUUCUUUUUGCCUGCCACUUGACCAACGCUACUGCCCAAACAGGACAGCUCUUCCGAUUCUGCAACUACCAUUACUUUGGUGGGCGAGAAAAGGCGCUCGGAGGCGCUCCCAAACAGGCGACAUCCGCCUAGUCUCUCUCCCUCGCUUCAGACCUCGCCUACCUUCGCCGGAGCGUGGCGUACCAUUUCUCUCUAUGCCCGCAAGAAAUUUGGUACCAUGUAUAAAUAGACUCGAAUUCGGUUUUCCUUCGACAUCGCUCUUCAUUCUCUAUUUGAUCUCGUUCAAGCAUGAAUAGGCGUGCGGAUGCCGUCUGUAGAGGUCUCAAAGUGAUAUGCAAUACAUGCGCGGUUACUAAAAAG
This is a messenger RNA of Tilletiaria anomala UBC 951, 707 nucleotides long. RefSeq names its product UPF0041-domain-containing protein. The record is from RefSeq and is a predicted model, not a curated record. The transcript is spliced from 5 exons. Gene Ontology annotation, biological process: pyruvate import into mitochondria. The coding region runs from base 126 to 479 and encodes 117 amino acids. Gene Ontology annotation, cellular component: mitochondrial inner membrane. Lineage: Eukaryota; Fungi; Basidiomycota; Exobasidiomycetes; Georgefischeriales; Tilletiariaceae.